Messenger RNA from Cooperia oncophora, 441 nucleotides. The record is from the annotation of a GenBank genome assembly. Lineage: Eukaryota; Metazoa; Nematoda; Chromadorea; Rhabditida; Trichostrongylidae.
AUGGUCUUGCUCAAUCUGCAUGCAUUAAAGUCAAAGACAGUUACAGUGAUACCGAAACAAGCAGCACCUCGUCCUGAAAGCGAAGCAGGUUACGGUAACGAAUUGGGUGGUGCAGGUAGUGGUCGUGGUUCCAGGGCGGAUGCUUUGAGCCCAUUUGGAGUAGGCUCUCAUGGAAAGGGACCAUUUGGUUCUCAUGGUGAACCAGGUCCUCCAAGUGGAUAUAGUCCGGUUUCCGGAGUAGGAAGGUACGGUGGCGGUCAGACUCCAUUUGGAUCUCAUCUCGAUCACGGAACGCCAGCAGGUAACGAAGAUGCGUGUGCAGGACAACAAGGACGACACGGUGACGACUCGUACUCCAAAUUGAAUUCUUCCCCUGCUCACCCUCAUGGAUUCAGUGGAACUCUCGGACCAAGUAAUGAUGGAAGAGUAAGUGGUAAGUAA